This is a messenger RNA of Juglans regia (Persian walnut), 3117 nucleotides long. Its product is annotated as protein IMPAIRED IN BABA-INDUCED STERILITY 1-like. Gene Ontology annotation, biological process: protein phosphorylation; positive regulation of transcription elongation by RNA polymerase II. The record is from RefSeq and is a predicted model, not a curated record. NCBI's taxonomy places the organism in Eukaryota, Viridiplantae, Streptophyta, Magnoliopsida, Fagales, Juglandaceae. Gene Ontology annotation, cellular component: cyclin-dependent protein kinase holoenzyme complex; nucleus. Bases 570 to 2663 code for a protein of 697 amino acids. Gene Ontology annotation, molecular function: cyclin-dependent protein serine/threonine kinase activity; ATP binding; RNA polymerase II CTD heptapeptide repeat kinase activity. The transcript is spliced from 9 exons.
AGGUUCCUACUAUUCCCCCUCCUUCCCGUCCCAUGCAUUCUCGUCUCUCUACAGUCUGACAGACAACGUUGAAAAGAAGCCCUCAAUCAAUAGUUAAAGGUUUGAACUUUACGUUCGAAAAUACCCAAAAACAAAACAAAAUACAUGGGUACUAUAAUUUUUCCUAUGCUUUCUUCUAUCCGUUGAUUCCGCAAACUCGGUUUGUUUGUUUUGUUUUGAAAGCCGCAUUAACAAUACAAAAAUCAAACCAAAAAACAAAAUCUUCUUUAUCCGCCAUCUACCGCAAUUGUCGCGGAACUGAGCAAAGAGAAGCUAAAGCGAGUGGGAGAGAGAAAGGCAGAGAGGGUGGACUGCGAGAAAGUGAAAAGACGACAAUGAAAAGCAUUCCCAUUUUGGAACUUAUAGUUUGUUCUACAGAUUUAUAUAUAAUUAUAACCCAUUUUUGCUUCCCAUCCUCUGUUCUUUGUCCUUCAGUCCUCGCUUAAUUGACUCGGGUCCAGGGAUUUCGAUUCUUCUGAGUCUCCCCUAUGCUUUCUGGUCAGCGGUCGUGGUGGUUUUAGCGGGCUGUUAUGGGUUGCGUGAGCUCGAAGCAAGCGGUGUCGGUGACGCCGGCUUUGGACCAUUCUGGCGCGUUCCGGGACAGCGGCGUCGGUGCCGGGAAUUCGGGUCGUAUCCGGGUCGGCUCGGGGGAGAAUGAGAAGGGGAAGUCUAGUAACAGGAAGAAGAGUGGCGAGUCAGUGGUGGUGGUGGGUUUGAGCGGGAGCGAGUUGGGUGAGUCCGGGAGAGCGAGUUCCAAUGGGAACGACUCGUCAUUGAGCUUCAGAUUGGGGAAUUUGCAAAAGUACGUGGAGGGGGAGCAGGUGGCUGCUGGGUGGCCUGCUUGGCUCAGCGCGGUCGCCGGCGAAGCCAUUCAGGGCUGGAUUCCUCUACGAGCCGAUGCCUUCGAAAAAUUAGAAAAGAUCGGACAGGGUACAUAUAGCAGCGUGUUCCGAGCACGUGAAACAGAAACUGGCAGGAUAGUUGCUCUGAAGAAGGUGCGGUUUGACAAUUUUGAGCCUGAGAGUGUUCGGUUUAUGGCAAGAGAAAUUACAAUUCUACGCAGGCUUGACCAUCCGAACAUCAUAAAACUGGAGGGUAUAAUUACUUCCCGAUUGUCAUGUAGCAUAUACCUUGUAUUCGAGUACAUGGAACAUGAUAUUACUGGACUCUUAUCUUGCCCAGACAUCAAGUUCAGUGAGUCACAGAUCAAAUGCUAUGUGAAGCAGUUGUUAUCUGGAAUUGAGCACUGCCACUCAAGGGGAGUAAUGCACCGGGAUAUUAAAGGAUCAAAUCUGUUGGUUAAUAAUGAUGGAAUUUUGAAGGUGGCUGAUUUUGGAUUGGCAAAUUUUUAUAGUUCUGGGCAUAGGCAACCCCUAACCAGUCGCGUUGUCACCUUAUGGUACCGUCCUCCUGAACUUCUUCUCGGAUCGACUGAUUAUGGAGCAUCUGUGGAUCUUUGGAGUGUUGGCUGUGUAUUUGCAGAACUAAUACUAGGAAAACCGAUCCUUCAAGGGAGAACAGAGGUUGAGCAACUACACAAAAUUUUCAAGCUUUGUGGAUCUCCACCUGAUGACUACUGGAAGAGAACCAAACUUCCUCAUGCAACAUUAUUCAAACCACAGCAACCUUAUGAUAGUUCUCUUCGAGAGACCUUUAAAAAUUUACCUAAAACCACCAUAAGCCUGCUGGAAACUCUUCUGUCCGUAGAACCAUACAAACGAGGGACAGCUUUCUCUGCUCUAGCAUCUGAGUACUUCACAUCAAAGCCUUAUGCAUGUGAUCCAUCAAGCUUGCCAAUAUACCCACCCAGCAAGGAGAUUGAUGCAAAAAGUCGUGAGGAGGCAAAGAGGAAAAAGAUUGGUGGGAGAGUUCGUGGACCUGAAAUAACAAGAAAGCCUGCAAGAAAACCCUAUGGAAUCUGUAAAUUGGCAGCAGGAGAGGAGAUGGCAAAUCAGACUCAGGAUUCUCAUAAGAUUAAGGUUAGCAAUGGAGAUAUUCUCAAAGAUGUAAAUUCUACUAUAGAAGGCAUGGCACGAAAGCCAUCAGUUGAUAACAUUGAAGAGGCUUCCCAUGUAAAGAAUGCAUCUCAAGGUGACGUUCCCUUUUCCAUCCCCUUACAAGUUUCUACAUCAAGUGGUUUUGCAUGGGCAAAAAGGAGAAAGGAGGAUGCAUCCGUAAGAUCACACAGUAGGUCUACUUCAAGAGGACACAUUUGCAGUAUUGUAGAAUCUACUACUGCAUUGCAUGCCAGGAACAAUGUUGACUCUAGAAGGCACGAAAAUGGGGAUGCAUAUGGGACCCGCUCAUAUUGUAGAGGCCAUGAUUCCUAUGAGAUUGUCAAGCUUGCAAUGCAGAAUAAUUGGUGCAAGUUUGAGCGUCCAGACUCAUUUGAUGCUUCUGAUGAGUACCACUCUCAGGAACUGUCGUUGGCACAAUAUGAAAGAGAGAUGUCGGCUAAAAGAAGCAAUCUGGGGUACCAGGACCAAGGGGACAAGGUUGAAUUUUCUGGACCAUUACUGUCUCAAUCACACAGAGUUGAUGAACUUUUAGAGAAGCAUGAGCGUCACAUCCGCCGGACAGUGCGAAAAUCAUGGUUCCAAAGAGGUAAAAGGCAUGGGAAGUAAGUGAUAUGAUAUCUUUUGUUUCGAUCAUCCGAGUAGAGAAUUGGCUUCCAAAAACCGAAAUCUGAUCAUUAACAGAAUUCCCAUCAUGGAUGAACAUCAACAGACCAUGCUGCUGAAUCCAAUGAAUAUGACAUUAAAAUUGUUGAGAAAGUAAAAUCUGCAGCAUGAGCCUUGGCCAAUGGGGCUGGGAGCUACAGCCUGAUGAAACUACGUUUUUUAGCCAUAUAAGAGAUCGUGAAAGUAAAAACAAGAGAGGUUUGUAGUGUCUGGAUUGUUCUCUUCUUUCACUCAAUAAUAGUUAGCUUUUUUUUUUUUUUAUCAUUAUUUCAUUUAUAAUUCAGCCAUCCCUUCUGUUUUCUGAUGUGAUCAUGAAGACCAUCCGGCUAUGUACAUAUAUAACUGGUGAAUAGAAUUAUGAAGAGUAUUGUACAUUUUCAUGGUUCAUAAGAUUCAA